Molecule: messenger RNA, 4567 nt
Organism: Magallana angulata
Lineage: Eukaryota; Metazoa; Mollusca; Bivalvia; Ostreida; Ostreidae
Product: glutamate receptor-like
Exons: 17
Coding region: 286-3027 (913 amino acids)
Biological process (GO): monoatomic ion transport; modulation of chemical synaptic transmission; synaptic transmission, glutamatergic
Cellular component (GO): plasma membrane; postsynaptic membrane
Molecular function (GO): glutamate-gated receptor activity; transmitter-gated monoatomic ion channel activity involved in regulation of postsynaptic membrane potential
Source: RefSeq, a predicted model, not a curated record
CCCAUCGGAGCAGUAAUGCUGGUCUGUUUUCAUAAUUAUUGCACCUCUCUUUUUCCAGGAGUCGUUCAUAAUCAUUCUGCUGUUCACUGCUGAUUCAAUUAAAACAGCAAAACCAAACUCCAGUAUUUAGAAACUAUCGAAUUUGUCAUUAUGAAAUAUAAAUGAGUCUGUGGCCUUUUUCUGUGUUUCACACUUCAAUAAUCUAAUUUUGAGGAUAUUAUGGGCAUGCAUAAGAAUGGGAUUUACCUUUGAAAUCGGGAAAUAUUUACUGGACCUUUUACAAGAAUGGAUCUACAUCCGUCUCUCUGUUUUGUUGGAAUAUACCUGACGUUUCUAGGAAUUCCCUAUUCUUUUGUCCAUCCAGCCACCAUAACGGUAAAUGUCGGAUUCAUCUUAGACUCCCGGGUUCCCGUAGACCUCGACAGUGGCAUAAAGACGGCCCUAAAAAUCUCCAACGCUAGCGGCAGCGACUGUGAAAACGGAAUUACCAAUUGUUCCAAGAAAAUCUUCCUGUUUGACACUAUCGUUCGAACUAACAUAAGCGACAACUACAAUGUCAGUCAAGUGGUAUGUAAACAACUAAAAGAAACCAUAGCCGUAGUCACCAUGGCGACAAAACAAACCAUGGAGGUCAUUAACAGCUUUGGUCCGACUCUGGAUUUACCAUUUAUAGUAUCAACUGGUCCUCGUGUUCAUCGCCAAGACAACAGCUCCACCAUUUUCAUGACACCGUCUUAUAUCCCGGCUAUUGUGGACUAUAUCAUAUUCAAUGAUUGGAAAAGAGUUUACUUCAUAUAUGAUAGCAAUGAAGGUUUGAUGAGGAUGGAAGAAUUAGCCAUGCUUUACUGGAAACAUUUCGGGAGUUUCCGGUUGUCGUACCACCGGAUGUCGGACGCCGACCACCUCGUGUACUCGGAUCUUUACCACAUGGACCGCAGAGACGCCACCGUCCGACAGAAAGUUUUCAUCCUGGAUUUUGGGACGAAAUCUGCAACAACACGUGUAAUGAAAAUGAUGAUUGAUUCUGGAAUGAACAGAAACGGUUAUCAUAUCAUCAUUGGUGGUUUUAAUAUUGGGGAAUACGAAGAAUUUUUAAAUGAAAAAUUUUUGCACGGUGGAGUUAAUAUAACUGGAUUCAAAUUCCUGACAAAAAAGCAUUGGGAUGUUGCUGUCACCAAAGAACUUAAAAAAAAGAACACUGUUGAACAGAAUUACACUAUGUCGAUAGAAGCGGCUCUUUUUAUGGAUGGCGUGGCUCUUCUUUCCCACGCCCUCCACAGUAUCGAGAACAGCCUGAGGCCCCGGCAAGGAAUCAUCAGGAGGUGUCGGUACUGUCACGACAACCUAUGCACGGACGCAACAGGGCACCUGCUGCUCAAAACGCUUAAACAAAUGAAAUUUGAAGGAAUCUCUGGGGAAAUUGCAUUUGACGACAAAGGAUACAGAAAAGAUUAUGGCCUAAGAUUGUUUAAAUUUGGUUUCCGGUCACCUUUGAAAGAGAUUGGAAAUUGGACAUCGGCGUCAGGUAUACAGUUGCAGAGAAACAACGAAACGGAAACGACUAACUCAGAUAAUGGGCCCCUUAUCAUUGUAACAAUCGAAGAGGAUCCGUUUUUUAAAAUGACGCCCAACGGCACAGCGGAAGGAUACAUCGUAGACUUGAUUAAACUUCUGAAUCAGUCCAAUGUUUUCAGACGGCCGUUUAAGAUAUAUCCACAGGAGAAUAAAACCUACGGUAACAUGAUCAGGAAACUUGUGGAUGACGAGGCAGAUCUGGCUAUUGCUCCAAUUACAAUAACAAAGGAACGCCAGAAGAUUGUAGAUUUUACCAAGCCUUUCAUGAGAACAGGGCUGAGCCUAAUGAUCUACAAACCAGACAAAAGAAAACCCGGAAUGUUCUCCUUUAAAGAACCCCUUCACAAAAACGUUUGGUUGUGUAUUGCUAUCGGUUUUCUGACGACGAGUGUUAUUCUGUUUCUGAUUGGUCGGUUUAGUCCAUUUGAGUGGUCCCAGAACUCCGAAGAAGGUCCAUCAAGCGAGUUUAGCAUGUCCAAUUCCCUGUGGAGUACGCUGGGUGCCCUGAUGCAGCAAGGGUCGGACAUAUCACCAAGGUCUUUCUCUGGGAGGUGCGCGGAGAGUGCAUGGUGGUUCUUCACGCUCAUUCUGGUGGCGUCCUACACCGCCAACCUGGCGGCGUUCCUCACAGUGGAAAGCAUGGAUUUCAAAAUAAGAAACGUUGAUGACCUUGUAUCUCAAACCAAGGUCAAAUACGGCACCGUACAAGGCGGGUCGUCCGAGGAUUUCUUCAGGAAAUCGAAGGUGACGACAUACGAGCAGAUGUGGAGCGUAAUGCCCCCUUACCUGAUGGAGAGCAAUGAGAAAGGCUACCAGAAAGUAAUAGAGGAAAAGGGAAAGUAUGCCUUCAUCCUUGAGGGGGUGUUUAAUGAAUAUCUCAGUCAACAGAAACCUUGUAAAACUAUGCCAACCGGAGGACUCAUAAAUAACAUCGACUAUGGUAUAGCUAUCAACAGAAAGAGAAGGGAGGAACUUGGAAAGAGGUUGAAUUUAGAAGUGCUAAGGCUUCGGGAGCUGGGAGAGCUGCUGCGCCUGGAGACCAGGUGGUGGGUGGAGAAGGGCCGGUGUGGCGCAGCAACGGCACAGGAUGGAGGGAAGAAAAGGUCGCUUACCCUCAGUAACGUAUCAGGGAUGUUCCACAUCCUGAUUGGUGGACUGAUAAUCGCAAUGAUGACGUCAGUAUUUGAAUAUCUUAUUCAAAAAAGAAUCCGGAAGCAAAGCUACAAGCUCAAAAAGGCAAAAACUUUACUUGGUGAACUUGGAAAGAAGUUGAAUGGUAAAAAGGAACCACAAGCAGUGGAAAACAUAUAUUCUGGGGAAGAGACGCCACUUCGCCCAAACCUGUUAGCUGGAGCUCAAGAGAACAAAGGGUAUCAGACGACAUCACCAGCAAAACUGAUCAUGCUAGAUUCUUACCAAAGUGACCAGUCUGCGACAGGAACGGCCAUUUAAGUUCAACGUGAACCUCGUGAUGUUAACUCUACAGAAUCAAGGAAACGAUGCGAUAUGUGGAAACUCCAGCAGGCGUUAACGUCGAUUCUCUGUGACAUUGUCCGCCAAUGAGGACACGCGCGGGCAGCUUCUGACGUCAGACAAUUAAACCACUGACAGUGUGUCUUUCAAGAAUUAAUAUGUGCACCACGUAAUCUUUUUCAAUUAAUACUUCUGUCCAACGCGUUUUGCUCAUGUAAUUUUUUCUGUCAAAUCUGCAAUCUUCCUGUACAAUAUGCACAUUGUAUUUGCUGUUAUUUUGUUGCUAUUUACCUGUUUUGUCGUAAUAUUGUCGUUGUUAACGAAUUCGACAAGUUGGAAGAUAACCACAGCAGUUCAAGUUAUUCUGAAGUACAACAUAAAAAAUCCAGGUAACCACACAAAUGAUCAUAAAAAAAUGGAGUGUAAAAUAUAAUGUAGUCAUCAAUUAACGGCAAUUAUAAAAUUAAACUUGUCAAGACGGAGAAGAUCCCAUAUUGUGUACAAUUUUAGUAGUCUGUUUUACCAUUAAUCCUGAUAUAUACGACUAAUUAUUUUAUUAUUAAGGAAAUAAAUUUAUUAAUUUAUUCAUGGUUAACUUGUAUGGUGUAAAUAUAUUUAAUUAUGAAAUCACCAAAAUUACAAGCAUCGAAAGAAAUUACAAUGUAUAGCUUGAUGUCUACAAACUGUGCGAGCCUCAACCAGAAAAAAUAAAGAUAGGUACAAUGACAACACCCUAAAAACGAUAUCCACGUCUGCAUCAAACUUAUGAAACUGAUGCUUAUACUUUGUAUACCUUACGAUGGUGGUACAUUUUGGAUGUGAUAGGUUAAGUAACGAGCACAAGAUCAAAUGCAAAAUACUUUACUUUAUUGUGUAUAUAUAUACAUAUUUAUGAAUAUUCAAUACAUGUUGUUACAUUUUCUACUUCUGUAUAGUAUUUUAUUGUGCAUAAAUGUACAUUUUUUGUAUCGAUCACUUUAUUUAAUACUUGUUUGUAAAAAAAAAAUUGCCUUAGUUAAUACAGAAAUCAUCGGUCUAUUUAAAUUACUAUUAUCUUUGUCUACAAGUUAGAUAAUCAGUAUAGGUAAAUGAACAAAUAUUUAGUAAUUAAUCAAUUAAAGCAUAUGAAUUUGAUAUAUCUAAUAUACCGGUAUAUGGUCAUAAUUUGUUAAUAAUUUACAACAAUAUAAGAAGAGAAAUCAGCCAAACUAAAUAUAAUACAUGUACUGAAACUUUUUAAGCUGGUUUUAAUGUAUUUUUGAAAACCACAAAACAAUGAUAACACCAUGACUUAUAAUUAUAAUGACUCCUACCAACAUAUAUUCAUGCAUUCACAUUCCACGCUUUAUCAAGUCUUAAAACUCUUCAGACUUGUAUGGAUAUGCCAGGUAGAAUAACUGUAUGUCGAUCUAUCCACUUUCUGUAUCACUAUGUUGAACAAUAUGUUAUAACAUGCCUUUAACAUAAAACUAAUAAUAAACAUUGUCUUCACAAGAUGUGGACCUUCAAAUUUCUCAUU